Molecule: messenger RNA, 1330 nt
Organism: Aspergillus candidus
Lineage: Eukaryota; Fungi; Ascomycota; Eurotiomycetes; Eurotiales; Aspergillaceae
Product: porphobilinogen deaminase
Exons: 2
Coding region: 128-1156 (342 amino acids)
Biological process (GO): heme biosynthetic process
Cellular component (GO): cytoplasm
Molecular function (GO): hydroxymethylbilane synthase activity
Source: RefSeq, a predicted model, not a curated record
UCUAGAUAGUCAGUUACUUGGAAGUCGUCGUCUUUGUUUGAGAAUAAAUCUUCCAGUCUAUUCCAGAACCCAAUAGACUACUGAUUCCGAUUCCGAUCCUACCCCCCUACCUCCCUAUCGCUCCAACAUGGCAUCUGCCCCGCCUCCCACCUCCAGCGCCGCGAACCCCGCUGCGCAGAAAACCUUCACCAUCGGCACCCGCAGUUCUAAGCUCGCCCUCUACCAAACAAACCAGGUGCAGGCCGCCUUGAAGGAAGCAUGGCCGGAUUGCGAAUUCAAGAUCCUGUCGCGCGAGACGGCCGGUGACCUGAACACCGUCAUCGCGCUGCGCGAAUUCACGACGAAAAACUUAUGGACCCAAGAGUUGGAGGAGCUUUUAAUGGCGGGCGAGGUGGAUUUGAUUGUGCACUCGCUGAAAGAUGUACCGACUCUCCUCCCUCCCUCGUGUAUCCUGGGCCCGAUGUUGAAACGAGAAGAUAGCCGCGAUGUGCUGGUCAUGAAGAAGGGUCUUCCCAAUAUGAGCUUCGCCGAGAUGCCCGAGGGGUCGGUGGUCGGCACUUCAUCCAUCCGUCGCACUGCUCAGUUGGCGCGGAAAUACCCCCACCUCAAGGUCAUCGAUGUGCGUGGCAACAUCGGCACGCGGUUGGCGAAGCUGGAUGCUGAGGACAGCCCGUUCACCUGCAUUAUCUUAGCGGCUGCGGGGUUGCUCAGAUUGGACCUUGGAGACCGAAUCUCCCAGUAUUUGGAAUCUAAGACUGGUGGGAUGCUGUAUGCGGUCGGUCAGGGUGCGCUGGGGAUUGAGAUCCGCAAGGAUGAUCAGCUCAUGCACAGUAUGUUGAGCGGGGUGGGUCACAAGGAGACGACGCUGGCUUGCUUGGCUGAGCGCAGUCUGCUGCGGAAGCUGGAGGGAGGCUGCAGUGCGCCGUUAGGGGUCGAGUCCGAGUGGGUUCGUGACGCCGAUGGGUCGUCGAAGCUCAGAAUGAGAUCCAUCGUGGUUAGCGUGAACGGCGCGGAAAGUGCCGAGGUUGAGGUUGAUGGGCACAUCGAUUCCGCACAGGCUGCGGAAGACUUUGGUGUCACCGUGGCCAACGAGUUGGUGGUGAAGGGCGCAGGGAAAAUCCUCGCGGAGAUUCAGCACAAUAAGCAAGCGGCUUAAGGGCCAGGUCAUUCCUCUGCUGCCGUUGGUGAAGAUGUGUUUAUACUGCUAUGAUUAGACGGAUACCCCGUACAAAAUCAACGACACAUGUUUUGCGCCAAAAAAGCGAUGUAUUUAUUACACUUAUUCCAUCUGUGUUCAUGUAUACUAUGUACUCGCAACAUUAUGUAUCGU